CCUUCCUUUGCGGAUCCUUUUCUCAUUUAUAUCUUCUCAUUUUUCUCCCCCAAAACUCCCGCUAGGGUUUCAAUUUCGAUCUCCAAUGGCGACCGAGAAGGAGAGGGAGGCCCAUGUCUACAUGGCCAAGCUCGCCGAGCAGGCCGAGCGCUAUGAUGAAAUGGUUGAAAGUAUGAAGAAAGUUGCUAAGCUUGAUGCAGAACUAACUGUUGAGGAGAGGAACCUCCUCUCAGUGGGCUAUAAAAAUGUGAUUGGAGCUCGUCGCGCAUCAUGGCGCAUUAUGUCAUCUAUUGAGCAGAAAGAAGAAUCAAAAGGGAAUGAACAUAAUGUUAAGUUAAUUAAAGGUUAUUGCCAGAAGGUAGAGGAAGAACUCACUAAAAUCUGCAAUGAUAUUCUAACCAUCAUUGAUGAGCACCUGAUUCCAUCGUCGAGCUCUCCAGAAUCUAGUGUCUUCUAUUACAAGAUGAAAGGUGAUUAUUACCGUUAUCUUGCAGAAUUCAAGUCUGAACAAGAAAGGAAAGAAGCUGCUGAUCAAUCAUUGAAGGCUUACCAGGCUGCUUCUAAUACAGCAAACAGUGAUUUGCCAUCUACACAUCCAAUUCGCCUUGGCCUUGCUCUCAAUUUCUCAGUGUUCUACUAUGAGAUCAUGAAUUCCCCUGAAAGGGCAUGCCAUCUUGCAAAACAAGCCUUUGAUGAGGCAAUUGCUGAACUUGACACCCUGAGUGAGGAAUCAUACAAGGAUAGCACUUUGAUAAUGCAGUUGCUGAGGGACAACCUCACCCUUUGGACGUCUGAUUUGCCUGAGGAAGGAGGUGAGGAUGGGUUCAAGGGUGAAGAAAACAAAGCUGCUGCUGAACCUGAGAAAUGAUGGUGGCACCAUUGUAAUUCAUGAGAAUGGAUACUGUUUUCAUUAUCACAAAUUAGUAUUUCUGUCCUCCUUUUCACUUUUUUGUACCCCCUUUUAUUUUUGCUCUUGUUAAUGAACAUCUGCGGUUGUGAUUGUUAAGUUAAUUUUAUCUCCUGCUGAUUGGAAUGUUGCAAUC
Messenger RNA from Dioscorea cayenensis subsp. rotundata (Guinea yam), 1043 nucleotides. Its product is annotated as 14-3-3-like protein GF14 iota. Gene Ontology annotation, biological process: signal transduction. NCBI's taxonomy places the organism in Eukaryota, Viridiplantae, Streptophyta, Magnoliopsida, Dioscoreales, Dioscoreaceae. The record is from RefSeq and is a predicted model, not a curated record. The transcript is spliced from 7 exons. Bases 86 to 868 code for a protein of 260 amino acids. Gene Ontology annotation, cellular component: cytoplasm.